UUUCUCAUUUCGCCGGAUUUUCUGUUUGUGUCGUGCAGGUGAACAUGUACGGGACGGCCCAGUGCACACAGAACGCAGUACAAGGAUUGGCAGAUGGUGCAGAAAGGGGUGUGCUCUUGUGCUUGCAGACGCUCCACGAAACCGCAGGAAAAGGGCAUCCAGACGCCGAAGUCGAAAGCAGACACAGAGGAGCACAGGCAGGCAGCCCCACCUAGCGCCCCCCACCGCAUCUGACACAGACCCGGACCACCACCACAUCAGGACAUGCUUCACAAACACAGGCUCAGAGUGUCGAUCCGGACGCAACUUAUAGCGCUCGUGCUAUUUGUUGCGAUGUUCUCGUUGCUUGUCUUGGCGAUCGUGACGGGAGUGUACUUCCGCAAGGUCCUCACCGACACACGGGUGUCGAAGCUCGAGUUGGUGGCGGAGUUGAAGAGCUCCCAGUUCCAGCAGAUGAUGGACAGCUACUACUUCCAGAUCUACCAAUUGAGCGAGAAGCAGAGUGUCCAGCGAGCCCUCUCGGCACGCAAGGCCGGAAACAACUCGGCCAGCGCCUUGCAGCAGGCCCAGGGCGUCAUCGAACAGACCCUCGAGUCGUCCACGUCCUUGGCGUACGCCCGCUUGUACGACUUGAGCUUUGCACUCGUAUCCAACGUCUCCAACGAAGACUCCGUGCACAACGCCACAGAAUCUAGUCUGGCAUCCUUGUUCAUCCUCGAGCAGAACACCUCCGCCAGGGGACCCUCCCUGCCCAACGGGCUCCUCGCCAACGGCGCAUACCUGGAAGGACCCGUCGCCAACGACAACAACUACUUCGCCUCCCUCACCCUUCCUGUCUAUACAAACGAGUCCAUCUUGAUGCCGCAACAGUUCCUCUCCGGCUACUUGACCGUUGUGCUCGACCUACAAGCCUACAACGGCACGAUCGCCAGCACAGUGAAGUCCUCCGAAUACUCCUCCGUCAACUACAUCCACACCGUGCACGCCUACAACAACAUCUCCAGCUAUUCGGGUUUCAACUAUGCAUUUGACAACUUCUACCUCGAAAAAAACGAUGUCGAUACCGAGACCCUUUUUCAAAUAUCGAAAUUCCCGCCCGCAGAUGACGUGUUCUACCAGGCAAAAGACCUUGGCAGCUACGUGAACCUCAUAAACCCCCUGGGAAUGAAGGUCUCCUUAGGGUACUCUUCUAUCGACUUGGGCUUUGCCCUGUGGCUCGUCACCGUCGAACAGGUGGAGGCCGACUUUGAGCGCCCCAUUACAAAGUUGAUCAAAAUCAUGGUCGGACUAUGUAUAGGCUUGGCCGCCUUUAUGUCCUUGGUCACCUUUCCGCUUGCACACUACAGUGUCAGACCAAUAUUAAAACUUCAGAAGGUCACAGAAGAAAUAACAGACAGAAGAGGCCUGAAAAGGAGGAAGAAGAGAAGGCGCCAUGCUACUCCUUUCCAAAAGUUGCAUACUAAAAUGAAAAGCCACGAUCUAGACGAAAAAUCUCUAUCCAACGAGGACAAUACUGAGUACAGCGAAGCUCACCAAUCCAGGGCAUUGACUCCUCAAAGUCUUUCUCCGAUUACUCCCACAACACCGAUUCCGCCACCAAUUACUCCAAAUUCAGGAAACUCCUUUUCUAUAAAUAACAGUGCACGAAAUAGUUGGUGCGGCUCCUUACAAAACCCAUCUUCCAUGGAGAGUUUUUCCAACAGUUAUACCCACGACUCUAAAAUAAGUCACGCAAACUCGCCUUUACCUUCCAUCGUUGAGACCAAGGGAUUAUUCUACGAUGAAUUAACAGAAUUAACUGAAGCAUUCAAUGCAAUGACACUCGAACUAGAUCGACAGUAUUCCCAUCUCGAAGACCGCGUUCGUGCAAGAACAAAGGAACUAGAGGCUGCCAAGGUCCAAGCAGAUAUGGCGCGUCAGCAAGCAGAAAAGGCAAACGAAGCCAAAACAGUGUUUAUUGCCAAUAUAUCUCAUGAGCUGCGUACGCCUCUUAACGGGAUUCUUGGUAUGACCUCUGUCGCAAUGAGUGAAAGCGAUAUAAACAAAAUUCAAAAUUCUUUAGAAUUAAUAUUCAGGAGUGGUGAAUUAUUACUUCACAUUUUGAUUCAGCUCUUAACAUUUUCGAAAAAUCAGCUUGAUAAAUCGAAAUUGCAAAAGAAAAACUUCCUGGUUGUUGAAGUAGCAUCCCAGAUAAAGUCCAUUUUCAGCAAAGCGGCCAAAGAUCAAGAUGUCAAUUUAAUCAUUUCCCUAAAGCCAAAUCUUAUUCGAAAAUUGAUCCUUUUUGGCGAUUCGAAUCGUAUAAUUCAAGUCGUAAUGAAUUUGGUAAGCAACUCACUGAAGUUUACCCCAGAAAAUGGAACUGUAAGAGUCCUCAUUCAAGUACUGGGUCCUUAUGAUGAAGAGCGCUCUAAAGAGUCGGAUUAUGAAAAAGUGUAUAUUAAAGGUUUACCAAAUGAUGCGGAGCAUUAUCCUGUUCCGCCAAUAAACAAACCAGAUGAUUCCAUGGAUGAUUCAAAACAACUCUCUAGCGACGUGUCCUCAAUUGUGACAACGAAAAGCUCAUCGACUUUAUCAACGUUACGUUCUUCAGUUUACAUCAAAUCAUUAUCAUCUUUGUACAACUCUUCCGAUUGCGAGAUUGAGUACUUCAACGAUGAUGAAUUCACAAAGGAAAACUCCACUGAUUCCUAUGAAUCACAUCAUAGGAGCAGAAAAUGUUUCAAGUUCGGUAAAGACAAUGAAUCAACUGGUGCUGCUUGGGUACUCAGAUUUUCCGUCACUGAUACCGGGACAGGCAUUGAACAAUCUUUGCAAGAUAGAAUUUUUGAAGCCUUCGUUCAAGGUGACCAAACUUUAUCAAGAUCUCAUGGUGGUACUGGUUUAGGUUUAUCAAUUUGCAAACAAUUUGCUAAAAUGAUGCACGGUACCCUUACUCUGAAUUCGGCUGUUGGAAAGGGAUCAACUUUUACAUUUACAAUCCCGUUGCCCCAAGUUGGUGAAAUCAUUUUAAGCGAUAGCGAACUCGAAGAAUACAAUAAAGACGAUUUUAAUGAAUUGUAUAACAAGAAAAAGAAGGUAACAUUCAUUGAUGAUGAUACCCACGUCAUUGAAACCGACACCGAUACUGAUAACAGUGACGAGAAGAGCAGCAAGCUCAAAAGGCCGAUGAAUCUUGCAAGUAGCUAUAAAUCAACCUUUACGAAUGACAACAAGAUAACACAGAACACAAAGCAACCAGAAAAUCACAAGGACGGGAUGAUUUAUGAAAAACCCGAACUUAUUACGCGAGCAUCUACAGGUACGGCGCAUUCCUACCGCUCGAAGAAAUCAGAUUUAUCAACAGAUAGUUUCCUACCUACUCCUGAAGAGAAUUCGUGUGAUCUUAAACUUUUAGUUGCUGAAGACAAUUUGGUAAACCAAGAAGUUGUGAAAAGAAUGUUGAAACUUGAAGGUAUUAAUAACAUCUCAAUGGCCAGGGAUGGUAAGGAUGCAGUUGAGUUUGUUCGAGAAUGUGUAAACUCAAAGAAUAGGCCUUUCGAUCUGAUAUUGAUGGAUGUUCAAAUGCCAAAUAUGGAUGGAUUAUCUGCAACAAGAAUCAUUAGAAGUGAAUUAGGAUAUAGCGGUCCCAUCGUGGCAUUGACCGCGUUUGCUGAUAUUUCUAACGAAAAGGGUUGUAUUGAUGCCGGAAUGUCAGGAUUUUUGUCAAAACCAAUAAGCAGAAGUUUGUUGAGAAACGUGAUUAGACAGUUUUGCCCACAGCUCUGCACGACAGUUGAAUUAGACGAAAACGAUAAAAAUUCAAGUGAUACAGAGCAAAUUAGUUGUUCGUUGCCAACUCUCGGAUAAACUUCUUUGGACGCUUACAAAUUUUUGUGUAGAAGCUAAAAUAGAUACCCAUUUAUUAUUAUACAAGAUUUACUACGUAAUUUAUUACUCUUUUAUUUACGAGAAUUUUUAUCAGAGUCACUGUGGUGAUCUAGAAUUUUGGCGGUUCCAUAACUAGCAGAAUCACUUUCACUCUCGCUGUCGCUGCUAAGCUGUAUCUCUUUUUCCAAACCACCAGCACUGAUUGCUACAUCUAUGUUGUCAUUAUGAGGCAAUAAAGACUUCUUGACUCUGUAGCUUUUUGUUUGCUCCUCAAUUUCCUCUCUUUCCCUCAC
Messenger RNA from Pichia membranifaciens NRRL Y-2026, 4160 nucleotides. RefSeq lists its product as hypothetical. Gene Ontology annotation, molecular function: phosphorelay sensor kinase activity; histidine phosphotransfer kinase activity. Gene Ontology annotation, biological process: protein autophosphorylation; phosphorelay signal transduction system. Bases 265 to 3846 code for a protein of 1193 amino acids. The record is from RefSeq and is a predicted model, not a curated record. NCBI's taxonomy places the organism in Eukaryota, Fungi, Ascomycota, Pichiomycetes, Pichiales, Pichiaceae. The transcript has a single exon.